Messenger RNA from Alternaria rosae, 1409 nucleotides. RefSeq names its product DnaJ domain-containing protein. NCBI's taxonomy places the organism in Eukaryota, Fungi, Ascomycota, Dothideomycetes, Pleosporales, Pleosporaceae. The record is from RefSeq and is a predicted model, not a curated record. The transcript is spliced from 2 exons. Bases 483 to 992 code for a protein of 169 amino acids.
GAUUACGCGAUGCCUCGCUAACACGACUGUUUGUAUACACAUAAUACCAUUCUCUCAAUUGAGACAAUAGCGCCUACACGGAGCUUCUCUCCGCUUCUAAAUCGCGCCAUUCUACUGAAAACUCCUCGUCUGUACUACCAUCGUAACCCAUAUUUCCGGCCACGCAGCCAAUGGGAGCCUCAGAUUGUCCUUCAUGGUACUCUCAGUCACCUAGAGAUGGCGCAUAUACCGGAAAUAGAGGCGUGCCUGUUUGUAAUUGUCGGUGCCUGACAGGCGUCUAUCCGUAUUGAGACAAGCGGAUCAAAGAGACCAUCGCAGCGGGAGAUAGACCAGAUCCACCCAGUAUCUGGGUCACUCCCGACCGAUCCUCAGCCUCGUCUCUUGACUUUGACCAAGUUCUUGAUACCUCACUGCUUCGCUGAACCUCGUCGUUUUGCUGAACCUCUUUGCUGAACCUCUUUGCUUUGCUGAUACCUUUCACAAUGGCCACUAACACUUUCCAAGACUACUACGCGGACCUCGGUCUCCAGCUUGGCGCUUCCACUGAUGCCAUCAAGAAGGCAUUCCGUGAACUUGCUAAGACACAUCAUCCCAACAAGACCGGUGUGUCAGAUGCCGCUGUCUUUCGCCGCGUUCGUGAAGCCUUCGAACAGCUCACCAACACCGAGUAUCGCACCGAAUACGACCGCACCUAUAUGCGUAACAAGUACCAGACUGGCGCUCCCACUGAGCAGAAGAAUUAUGAUGCUGGUAACGAGAACUUUGGUGGCAAAGGCCCCGCCAACUACGAGGCUGGUAGAGCAUACGAGUCCGGUAGAGCAAGCCCGCCGCCUCAGAAGCCGUUCCGCAAGCCACACGAGGCAAGUUGGCAGUACUACCUGAGCAGGGAGUAUACCACGUGGCAAGAGAAGGACGCCGCCUACCGCAUGAGGCACCCUGAGGUCUACGAGACGUAUGUAGAAUCCAUUAUCUUCAAAACUGAUCUUUGCUGAUGCUCUUCCCAGUCUGUUCGAGGGUGGACCCCCGACUCCCAAGUCUGGUGCGAAGGCACAUGGCAUGGUCGUGCAGAUGUCUCACCCCUGCGGCCAACAGACUUGCAUCUACGAGAGCACGGCAUGGCGUGUUCAGGUUGGCGGUGAUGAUUUUUGUGUCUUCUGCAUGGCCGCUCAUACCGGCGGCAUGAGAUGCCCUGGUUGUGAGGCCCUGGCCUGCAAGACGUAGAUACUGAGUCUAAUGAAUGGGACUUCAUUUACCAACUGUGUAAUCCCAAACUUCUCUUCAUCGUGAAUUUCGUCAGAAGCUUACACCCACAAGUACUUCGAGCACGUUCGCGUGAAUGCCUCGUACAAGAAAAAUAAAAUGAACGGGUCUGUAGCCUACAUCAGUAUGAAAACAUGCAAAGUAGAUGG